UCCCCUCUGUGUCUGUGAUCACGUGUCAGCAUUUGCGAUUCGGUGAAAAGUUUGACACGACAGAGGAGCCUGCACGGAGCUGCAAGGCCAAAAGGGGCGAAGACUUUCAGAAGUUUGUUUUUUCUUUUUUCUCGGACAGGACAUGGAAUCUGUUGCUCAGAAAGUGCGCUCAUCUGGAUUCACUCUUGACUUUGGACCCCUGAAGGAGCCUCUGGCAUUUAUCCGCCUGUUAGAGUGGCUGUUUUCCAUUUUUGCCUUUGCAACAACUGGAGGUUACAGCGGCUCCACCACCUUCAACGUUCAAUGCAAAGGAGGCAAGAAUGAGGAAAUACAAGCAGAUUUCAACUAUCCUUUCAGGUUGGUGCAGCAUCCCUACAACGUUCGUAACUGUUCAACCAACCAGACGAUCUACAACCAUUUCUUCCUGACUGGGGAUUACUCGUCCUCUGCAGAGUUCUACGUCUGUAUCGGGGUAUUGGCUUUCCUUUACAGCACCGCCUCAUUAAUCCUUUAUCUGGGCUAUCAGCACUUGUAUAGAGAGUCCUCCCGUGGUCCCAUUAUGGAUCUGCUGGUGACUGCAGCCUUGGCUUUCCUGUGGCUGGUGUCAUCCUCCGCUUGGGCUAAAGGCUUGACUGAUGUCAAAUGGGCUACAAAUCCUCAAACUAUUAUCAAACUGCUUGCUGUUUGCCGGGAUACCAACAAAUGUACCGCAGGAGCCCUGCCCGUCAUGGGCAAAUUAAAUGCCUCUGUGACAUUUGGAUUCCUUAACCUCAUCCUGUGGGGAGGAAACUGUUGGUUCAUAUACAAAGAAACCCCUUUCCACAAGACAAACCCGCCUACCAACAUCGAAGCUGGAGCUCCGCCAUCAUAACUGCACAGCUUCCCCAUUUCAAAACAGUCCAGCAUGUACAACUGGCUGCACUUCUGGCAGGACUGAUUUAAAUUUAGUGUUUGGUUUUUUUGUUUCAUUUGUUUCAUAUUAUGCCAAAAACAUUUCAAAGGAUAUUGUUUAGCCAAAAAUGAACACAGGCUGACCCCAUUAAUACUAAUGGAUACUAACUUUGUUUUAUUGAGUUGAAACUAAAGGGGUCCUUAAGUUAGAAAUGUGAAACAUAACCUUCUUUUUUGGCCAAUCAUGCAUCAGGAGUCAACCGUUUUUUCAAGAUUACUGCAGUUGCACAGUAUCUUAUCUUGUCUUUUACAGUACAUUGUUUCUGCCGUUAUUAAUAUUAAUCUACUCAGGGCUGAUAAGUAUAUUAAUCAUGGAUUUCCAGUUCAAUUUCAGAUACUUGAAAAUGUUUCAUUCAAAUUAAGCCCAGGUCAAAAAUAUUUAGUUUAACUGCCAAUGUUAGAUUAUUAUUUGAAGGUCAAAUAGUUGUUUUUUUCCGUUUGUGUGGUAGUAAUGAUUGCCGUUAGAGUAAUAUUUUUAUUUCAGACUUACAUCUGAAUAUUAUGCUUAAUGCAGUGUUUCUGUUCUUGUUAAACUUAUUGUUUUACAUGUGGAACUGAUACAAUUUCAUACUAAAAUUUGGUACUCAUAAUCAGUAUAGUGUUACUGUCUUUUUUGUUUGAUCGCACCAGUUCUAUAAUCCAGUUGCUGAGAUGUGUUUGAGUUAUUCCUAAUUCACUGCAAUCUUCUCGUUCUGUGUCUGCCUUGCCUCUAUCUGCUCUUUACUCAAGGGACAAAAAAAAAAAAA
Messenger RNA from Cyprinodon variegatus (sheepshead minnow), 1697 nucleotides. It is a transcript of the gene sypl2b, whose product is annotated as synaptophysin-like protein 1. The transcript is spliced from 6 exons. Gene Ontology annotation, cellular component: synaptic vesicle; synaptic vesicle membrane. NCBI's taxonomy places the organism in Eukaryota, Metazoa, Chordata, Actinopteri, Cyprinodontiformes, Cyprinodontidae. The record is from RefSeq and is a predicted model, not a curated record. Bases 143 to 871 code for a protein of 242 amino acids.